Messenger RNA from Gasterosteus aculeatus aculeatus (three-spined stickleback), 1699 nucleotides. NCBI's taxonomy places the organism in Eukaryota, Metazoa, Chordata, Actinopteri, Perciformes, Gasterosteidae. The record is from RefSeq and is a predicted model, not a curated record.
AUGAACAGCAGUGGCAUCUAUCCCAAGGAACCUAAACCAGCUGUAAACCAUACGCUUGUGUCAGCUCAGACAUUUGGGAGCCAGACCGGGGCCGGUGGUAGUGGAAUGCUCUCCAUCCUGCCAGUUCAGCUGUUAUUGGAGAAGCAGUACCAAAGUGACUUCAAUGAGAAAAUCGCCGACGACAAUGAAGAAAUGUCAAGGCAAGAGGCAAGAUUCAUUAAAAUAAUGGAUCAAUCUGUAAAGUUAAAGGACGGACAUUACAGUUUAAAGCUGCCAUUUAAAGCCCAAGAGGUAACUUUGCCAAACAACCGUUGUAUUGCUCAACAGCGCCUCAUUGGACUAAGAAGGAAAAUGGAAAGAAAUGAGAAAUUCCACCAAGAAUACACAAGCUUUCUUGAAAAUGUCAUCAGUAGUGGCUAUGCAGAAAUGGUACCACAGGAUGAAUUGCGUUGUGGAGAAGAUAACCUGUUCUAUAUACCUCAUCAUGGAGUAUAUCACCCACGGAAGGGCAAGUUGCGAGUUGUCUUCGACUGUGGAGCUAAGUUUAAAGGAACUUCUUUGAACGAACAACUUCUGCAGGGUCCGAACCUUACAAGUUCCUUAAUAGGAGUGUUUCUACGAUUCAGACAAGAACCAGUUGCUUUUAUGUCUGAUGUGAAGUCUAUGUUCUAUCAAGUUAGAGUGGCCGACGAAGACAAAGACUUUCUAAGGUUCCUGUGGUGGCCUAAUGGAGAUCUGCACAAGCAAGUUGAAGAAUAUAGAAUGACUGUACAUCUCUUUGGAGCAGUGUCGUCGCCUAGUUGUGCAUGUUAUGCUCUAAGGAAGACAGCAGAGGACAGUCGGAAUGGGUUUUCGGAGGAGGAUGAUCCAGAGGUCAAAGUGGAAAUCUCCACAAACGCAAUAACCAUUCAAGAGGAUAAUGCAACCAGCCAACUCAUCACCUAUUUCUCUGACUGGAAAAGGUUGAAAGUUGCAGUUGCAUGGUUGCUGUUGGUCAAAGGGACUCUAUCGGAGUUGAGUCAAAGAAGGAAGCAACUUGUGAAAGAUGGAAUGGCUAAUCUUGAUGUUGACAGAAAAAUGUUGGAAGCCAGAAGGUCGUUCAAACGAGAACGUGUAUCAACGGAGGAUCUAUUAGCAGCAGAAAACGCUAUCCUUCAGUUCUGUCAGAGGGAAAGAUUUGACACUGAGAUUUGUGCACUAAAGACAGGGCUACACCCUUUUACAGGUUUUCCUAUCUACAAGCUGAAUCCUGUCUUCGAGGAAGGACUGGUAAGAGUUGGUGGAAGAUUGUCCAGGACUGCAAUGCCCGAAGAGAGCAAACAUCCAGUCAUCCUGGGUAAAGAUCAGCACAUCUCCAUGUUCUUAAAAAUAAUCAUGAACAGACAAGACACGGUGGGAGAAAUUACAUCCUUUCCAAAUUGAGAGAGAAGUUCUGGGUCACUCAUGCCAAUGCAGCAGCAAGGAAAAUCUUGUCAAAUUGUCCUUUUUGCAGACGUCACCAAGGAAAAUUGUGUGAUCAAAAGAUGUCGGAUCUUCCCAAAGAGAGGAUUACUCCAGACUUCCCUCCAUUUACUAACGUGGGCGUGGACUAUUUUGGGCCUAUUGAGGUAAAACAAGGACGUUCUUAUGUGAAACGUUAUGGAGUUAUCUUUACAUGCAUGGCCAGCAGGGCAAUUCAUUUAGAAGUGGCACACUCGUU